AUGCAGGACUCGCAAUCGCCCGCCGCAGCCUCCAAUGGCGACGUGCCCGCCGCAGCCCCAGGUCAGAUCCUGGCCGGCAAGCAGGAACACUACCUUAAGCGCGAGCUCAUUGCCCGUCAAGUGCGGAGCGAAAUCAACGAGCUCAACUCCCCCACCGCGCUCCAGAGAUUCGGCGCGCCCUUUCGAUCGGAGUUUGGCGAAGUCGCGCCCGUCGAUUCAGAGCUCCCCAUCCUUCGUUACAUCUUCGUCCACCACGUUCGCAACUUUCCCUUUCUCGACCAGGCCAAGGAGAAGGAGUUCUGGCAGGAUAAGCUACAAGUGUUCUUAGAAUCCUUUGCGAACAAACAUGUCUCCUCUUCGGAGGAUCGUCUGGAAGAGACGAAGCGACGGAAAUUGGCGCGAAAAUGCGAGAAGCUCGUCGAGCUGAUGAUGGUCUCGGGUGUUCCGACAGCGUCGGGCUACGAGGAGCGCAUCCAGUUCUCCGAGAUGGAGGUGGUUGAGCGCGGCGCCAACGAUAAUGGGUUGCUCGUCAAUAUGCCUGAAGGACACGCCAUCAACGGCUGGGACGUCAAUGUGGCGGCUGUUCGGGUGACAUCCGUCAAGCGCACCGUUCGAUACCAUCAGCAUGCGGAAUUUCUUAUUCGAGUCCGUCGCAAUGGCGAGAAAGAGUUUCACGUUGGGCGCAGAUACGGCGAGUUCGUAAAGCUGCACCGCAGACUGCGCACCGAGUUCCCGGGCAAGCAUCUGCCCCCUCUGCCCCGCAAGAACAAGACAUCAACCAGCUCUAGCUGGUUCGGUAGUGCCGACGACGACAGCUCCUCAGUUUCAUCUCUCUCGACCCAGGAUGCCAGUGUUGCCGAUGACCCUCCUGCUACCACUGGGCGGACCUUGGCUCCUAGUGGCCACCAGCGCUCAGUCUCGCGAGGCUCUAUGCGAUCAACCAGGUCACCCCGUCCUUCUGCGGAAGUAUCACGAGAGACCGUGCUCUACCGCGAGGAGCAGCGUGUCUCUUUGCGUGCGUUCCUCCGUACAUUGCUGCAGAACAAGCGGAUUGCCGAGUCCAAGUCGAUGGAGGAGUUUUUGUCUGCCCAACCGGUCAAUCUCAACGAGGAAGAAUUGCUUGACGUGGACAAGCGCAAGGCGAUGGAUGCUGUACGAAUUGAGGAGCAGAAGCGCUUCUAUGAGAUUGCUCGGCAACGUGCGGCGGAACUGGAUGUGUACAUGGAGAAGUUCCGCAGGGAUAUCGUGGAGAGCAAUGGACUGACAAAGCUCUUCGCCGAAAUUCGCGAAAAGUCAUGCAUCGCUGAACUCAGCCCGCAAUACCAGAAGUUCGCUGAGUGGCUUCGCAUUGAAGUCGCUGCUACUGUGUAUCACCUGUUCCUCGCCGAGGAUAACUCUCCAGAACUGUUCGCGCAAGCCAAGAGAAUCCAUGGCCUCGUUCCGUACACUUUGAUGAAGAAUGUCAUCCGCAUUGCCAAUCCAGCAGCAGUCAUGUCCGGUGUUCUGGACCUCUUCUGUGCUCAACCGUUUGGCUCGCGGUCAUUGCUUCAGCGUAUCUUCUCCCUCACAUUGAACGACAGCAUCAAGGACUUCCAAAAGUCGAUCACGUCGCUGUCAGCAAAGGUUGAUGAUACUGUUCUUUCUCAGAAGCUCAAGAACUUCGUGGACGCCGAAGAGUCGGUUAAGAACGAGAUUCGAGAGGAGGCCGAGGCUGAAGAUGCAGAUAUCAUUGUCGCUAUUCUCCGAUCCGAGCUGCUGUCUCCGGAGCUGAACGCGGAGCAAAUUGGCAAGGUCUUUAAUGGCUGGGUGGCCUGGAACAAUGCGGUGGACAACGUGGACGUUGAAAUGCAGCAAGGCGCUCAAUGGUUCGCCCACAUGAAGCAAUUGCUGAAGCUGUACACUCGCCAGCGUGACAAGGCGAUGAUGCUGAGCAUUGUCGAAGAACCCACAACCCUGCAACUGUUCCGUGACCUCUUCACCAUCUUCUACGAGCCGCUGGUCCGAGUCUACAAAUCCGCCAACGUGUACAGCAGUAUCACCGACUUUGCCGUCUUUGCCGACGACGCCAUCUCCGUGAUCGAGAGUGCCCAGCGCCAGGACGCCUCGGCCGACCCCAACCAGACCGUCCAGGCCUUUAUCGAUCUCUGCGCUCGUCAUGAAGACAACUUCUACAAGUUCAUCCAUGAGGUCCACAUCCAUGACAACGGUCUCUUCCAGUCGCUGAUGUCGUGGAUUGAGGAGAUCCUCGAAUUCCUGCGUAAGGGCCCGCAGGCUGGCAAGGGUGCCAAGCUCGACAUGAAUGCUCUGUUCCAGGGCGCGGUCGGCGUCGGCCAAAUCGACAAGGACAUUGCUCUCGCGGAGAUCAACUCGCUCAUCAAGUGGCAAGAAGACCGAAAGAGGUGGCAUCUGAACAAGACUCGCCAGAAGAUGGCAGCCGAAGGAACCGGAAAUGAGUCCAUUCCUGGCAGUGCCACUUUCAAGGGCAGCGAUUUUGGUCUUGACGAGGCUGAUCUGGAGGACCUCACCAUCUCCGACGAGGACUCUGACUCGGAAGAUGAGGCGGCCGACGAGGAAGAGCUGGACGACCCCAUCGCCGUGGAGCGUCGCCGUCGCCACAAGAAGCAGGACCAGCUCCGCCGUACCGCGGGCGAGCCUGUCAAGCCGGAGGUGGUUGAGAUUCCGAAGCUGGCCGAUCCUUUCGUGGUGAUGCUGCGCUAUGUUCUUGCCGAUUAG
Messenger RNA from Penicillium argentinense, 2733 nucleotides. Its product is annotated as PX domain-containing protein. The coding region runs from base 1 to 2733 and encodes 910 amino acids. Gene Ontology annotation, molecular function: phosphatidylinositol binding. The record is from RefSeq and is a predicted model, not a curated record. The transcript is spliced from 6 exons. NCBI's taxonomy places the organism in Eukaryota, Fungi, Ascomycota, Eurotiomycetes, Eurotiales, Aspergillaceae.